GUUUUGACGUCUUGGUUACUUUGUUGAUGCAGUUAAAUAGCAAAGGAAGGGCAAGUGAUUUGAGGAAUAUGGUUAAAGCUCUGUGUGGUGUGCGUGAGAAUGAUGGGGGAGAUGUCAUUGGGUUGCGAUGUUAUUCGGGAAAAGCCUGAUAAAAUAAGCAUAUUUAAUUUGUGAUAUUGUUCAGUGUUUUACCGGAAUGGCUGUCUUUUGUUUGGCCUAUUUAACCGUUUAUACGUUUGGUCUUCCUCUGAUAUCUUGCUUGUAGGUGGGGACGCUGGUGAAUGCUCGAUUUUUAUUUUUUUAUUUUUUUUAUUUUGUCAAUCGUCUUGUUUUUGUCUUGAUCUAGUUAUUAUCUUGUCAGUUUCAUUUUAAUUAUUCUUAUAUGGGCUACGUGUUGGAAAAGCUUCGGCAAGGGCGAGAGCUCUGAGUUCCGGUGUAAGAAAAAGAGACGUGGCGAAAUUGCUGUAUAUCUCUGCCCUCUAAGCACAUCUUUCCUUUACACUGAGGGGAACCAAGACAUCGAAAAGGGUGAAGCAUCUUCAAAUGUCUUUCUAGAGGCGCUGCGCAAACCAUGCAGGAUGAUUUACUGAUGGACAAAAGCAAAGCCCAGCCCCAGCAGCAGCGGCAACAGCAGCAAGAUCCAAACGCAGCAGAAGCCCCUUCUACUACACCCAUCACGUCAGAGACACCCAAACCCGAGGACAGCAGCCCAGUGACUAGCAUCGGCUCAGCAGCUCCUGCCCAAAAUAGCAAGGAAAAGAUGCAGAUGGAGUCCCCCAUCUUGCCGGGCUUAAGUUUCCACCAGCCUCAGCAGGAACCUACAGCCGGCACCUCCUUGUCUCCCUCCUUCGGAAGCACCUGGUCCACUGGGACCACAAACGCAGUGGAUGAUAGCUUUUUUCAGGGGAUUACCCCAGUCAAUGGGACAAUGCUUUUCCAGAAUUUCCCUCACCAUGUAAACCCUGUUUUUGGAGGCACUUUCUCCCCCCAGAUCGGCCUAGCUCAGACUCAGCACCACCAACAGCAGCAGCAGCAGCAGCAGCAGCAAGCUCAGCAGCAGCAAAGGCGAUCUCCAGUCAGCCCUAAUCAGGCUCCUUUUGCCCAGAGAAAUGCUGCUUAUAGCCAUCAACCCAUCAUGACCAGCAAACCUUCCUCCUCCUCAGCCUCCACCUCUUCCCCUUCCAGCUGGAAUAACCACCAAAAUGCAGCCUGGAGUACACCUUCCAAUCCUUGGGGUGGUCUGCAAGCUGGCAGGGACCCUCGAAGGGCAGUAGGUGUGGGUGUUGGGGUAGGAGUGGGAGUUGGAGUGCCAUCCCCACUCAAUCCCAUCUCACCCCUAAAAAAAUCCUUCUCCAGCAAUGUCAUUGCCCCACCAAAGUUCCCACGGGCUGCUCCCCUAACCCCCAAAUGGAUGGAAGACAACUCCUUCAGGACGGACAAUGGCAACAAUCUGUUGCCUUUUCAGGACCGGAAUCGGCCCUAUGAUACUUUUAACUUGCACUCUUUGGAAAACUCAUUAAUGGAUAUGAUAAGGACUGAUCAUGAGCCUCUUAAAGGUAAACACUACCCUCCCAGUGGCCCACCAAUGAGUUUCGCUGAUAUAAUGUGGAGGAAUCAUUUUACAGGUCGUAUGGGUAUCAAUUUUCAUCAUCCGGGAACAGAUAACAUUAUGGCUCUCAAUACCAGGAGCUAUGGGCGGAGACGAGGUCGAUCUUCACUCUUUCCUUUUGAAGAUGGCUUCUUAGAUGACAGUCAUGGUGACCAGUCUUUAUCAUCAGGUCUCGGCUCUCCAACUCGCUGUCAGAAUGGUGAAAGAGUGGAACGCUAUUCUAGAAAAGUGUUUGUUGGCGGUCUGCCUCCUGACAUUGAUGAAGAUGAAAUCACUGCUAGCUUUCGAAGGUUUGGACCUCUUGUAGUGGACUGGCCUCAUAAAGCUGAGAGCAAAUCGUAUUUUCCACCUAAAGGUUAUGCCUUUCUGCUAUUCCAGGAAGAAAGCUCUGUGCAAGCUCUGAUAGAUGCCUGUCUGGAAGAAGAUGGAAAACUUUACUUAUGUGUAUCAAGUCCCACUAUCAAGGACAAACCAGUGCAAAUUCGACCUUGGAAUUUAAGUGACAGUGACUUUGUAAUGGAUGGUUCUCAACCUUUAGACCCCAGAAAAACUAUUUUUGUUGGAGGAGUUCCAAGACCCCUCCGAGCUGUUGAAUUAGCAAUGAUUAUGGAUCGUUUGUAUGGAGGAGUUUGUUAUGCUGGCAUUGAUACAGAUCCAGAGCUGAAGUACCCAAAAGGUGCCGGUAGAGUGGCUUUCUCCAAUCAGCAGAGCUAUAUUGCUGCUAUUAGUGCACGCUUUGUCCAGCUCCAACACAAUGACAUUGAUAAACGGGUGGAAGUGAAGCCAUAUGUGCUUGAUGAUCAGAUGUGUGAUGAAUGCCAGGGUACUCGCUGUGGUGGAAAAUUUGCUCCGUUCUUCUGUGCCAACGUUACCUGCUUGCAGUAUUACUGUGAAUACUGCUGGGCAAGCAUUCACUCUCGUGCUGGACGGGAGUUCCACAAACCACUCGUGAAGGAGGGAGGAGAUCGGCCGCGUCACGUUCCGUUCCGUUGGAGCUGAAGUUUGAGCCUCUAUCCAGCAGCAAGUACUGGAGCAGAUGAAAUGGAAGGGAGAAGAGAGCGUUGCCUCAGGGCUUUAGUGUUCUGGAAAUCUGUGCAUUCAUCCUUGACUUUAAUGAAGAGAUGGGUCUUUUUAUUACGAUUACUAUUAUUAUUUUUAUUAUUUACAGUCCCAUUACUGAACUCCAUGUCCAGUAUAAUACAAGCCUAGCAGAGUGUAACUGUUCUGAUUUUGCACUUUGAUUCACACAAACAUCUGCUUGGUACCUUAAUUUCUAAUGCAAGACUUGUCACAUGUGACAAUAAGUAGACUGCCGUUCCCAUUGGCCUCCGCUAGGCUGAUGUGUAUGUGAUGAAGAUUUUUUAAAUUAUAACUACUUUUUUUAUUUUGAAACUGGAGCAUGCACUUAUUUUCAGAAACUUAGACUUGCCCCUAGCAGAUGACUUACCAAAGGUAACACUCACAAGUAGGUGGCAGAUGUAGCAGAAACUUAAAAUGGAUGUUCAGCAAUCAUUAGUUUGGAUCACUUAGAGUAGAAAUAACCCUAGGACGUCUUUAGUUGCUCUCCAUUUUUACUGGUAAGGAUGAUACCUCAUAAGCUGGUUCACAUGUUUUCCAUCCCCUUCCCCCCUUCUUGUUUUGCUGAGGGUUUCCUAUUUGGUUAGGCCUUUUAGUGUUAUGUAAAUGUAUGCUGCAAUAGCUUUUGCUGCUAUUAUGAUGGUAUUACUAAUACCACAAUACUCUAUUCAAGCUAGGGUAUCGAUUAAAAAAGAUGAUUAUGUGAUUUAAAAUAGUGAUGGCUGCUGAAAGGAGAUCAGUGUAGCAUUCAGAAAGCUUCCAAGGAAGGUCAAUUUGACUGCAUGUUUACUUAAUCAGGUUGCUGCAUGCAAUAAAAUUUUUAUAUAUGUCUAAUAUAAAAAUCAGCCCACAGUGCACCAAUUAAGAAUCUAUAUAGGCUACAAAGUACUCAGUAAAAGGAAUUUAAAAAGAAAAACCACAGGCACGCGCACAAACAUAAACACAGAUUACUGACUGGAGGAAGGCAUGCCUCAGUAAAUGUAAAUGCUUCUGAAAUUAGGAUCAGCCCGUUGCGGUAUGAACUAUUAUUACAACAAAUAUUUUUUAAAAACUAGGUGUAGAAUAUCCUUAAAACAAAUUGUGAAUGAUAGACGAAGUACUUUGCGGUGCUCUGUUAUAUAUUGUGCAAUUUAUUUUCUAUAGUAAAGUGAUUAUGUCUAGUACUGUGAUCAGACGUUAACUGUUUAAGCCUCUGUCUAACAUCCACACACUUUCUGACAGUUUAACAGAUGAAAAUGCAUAUGCACGCACACACAAGAAACACUGAGCUCUUAGUUCCGACCUCUCAUAAACACUUGCACCAUUUAUGUAGAAGCAGCCCUUGUCCAGAAAACCAAAGAGCUCAUAACAGCAUCUGUACACUACCAACUUAGAUAGUAGGCUUCUAAACUAGGCACAUUUAAUGAAAGGUGAGGGGGGAAAGUGGUGCUAAAGAAAUGUCUGCAUACAAAAGUUAACUUGCAAGAUGUCUGCUCUCUGAGUGUGACAUUGACUUCUUGAACCCUGGAUGUAUCCUGUGAAGCUUGAAUACAUUUGAAAUCUGCUAUAUAAUGGUGGACAUUUUUUUAGCAUGAGCAAUGGGGCUGCAUGACUAACACGUAAACACACACACACACACACACACACAUUAGUGUGCUAACUGUGAGAAUGUGUACACUAUUUUUCUGGGUUCCCCCCCACCCUCUGUUGCAGUUCUGGGGACAAUCUGACUGGAGACGACACUGCAUCGUAGAUUUAAACAUUCUGGGUUUUGUGUGUUGUGAUGACCUUGUUAAUGUCUAACUUUGUAAGUUUUCUUACAAAGUUUUCUUUGUAAGUUUAGUUGCAAUUAUUGGCUCUGAAAGAAACGUUCUGUGUUUAAAAAAAAAAUAGUUUUUUACUGGGUUAAAAAAAAAUCAUUCUUCUUAUCCCUUUCUGGGUUUCUUCUGGGCAUUUUUGUGAUACUGCUUUAUCCAGCCCAGGGGUCUUUUUUUCCUGUUUGGGGUUUUUUUCUUUUCUUUUCCAUCUCUACAAGAUUUGUUAUGCACUACUUUUUGUAUCUAGACAGUUUUCAAUAGUUGGCAGAUUAUUCUUUUUUAAAAGAAAAAGGCAUGCUUUCUGACUGACAUGAUCUUUUGCAAUACCUCAAUUUUGAAAUAUAGGAAAGAAAAUAUUUUCUAAGUAAGUUUAUUCAGAAAAAUAUAUAUUAAUUUAAUUCUGCGAGAAAAUGAUUUAACAGAUGGGUAACUUUAUUUUUUUCAUGCUUAUUUGCGUUUUUGAAAAUGAAGAAGUUAGAGCUUUAUAACUGUAAUAUUGAAGAUCAUAGCUAACUUACAGAAGUCUACCUAAUUAUGUGAAACUAUAUACAUUUUUGAAGAAAUCUCCCUCUUUCGUGUACAAACAUAGCCCAGAAAGAAGAGGGAAAGAGAGGAGAAAAAGAUGUUGGAAGUUAUAUGAGAUUAAAACGAAUACAGCAAGGAACGAUAUAAAACAAAAACUCCAUUUGGUGCUGGAAGUUGUGAAUAGAAGGUGAAAAAAUAUUUUUCCCUUAAUUUGUAUAUUUAUAAUCAAGCAAUUAUGCACGACUGACCAGAAUUGUGAGAGUUCUUCUGUUUGUAUUUUUUUAAAGAUAAUUUUUUAGUUUAUUAAAUUAUAACAUGGUCCCUUUUUGUUUUGUAAAUGAAUGUGCCCCCUAAGUUGUUAAUAUGUUCUAUUGUAAGAGGGUCCUUCAAGAAAAGAAGUUAUUUUUUAAACUAAGGUGUUCUGAACUGCAACGUGACUAAGAAGCCCCUGGGUACAACAGGUCCUCUUGUGGCCUUCUCUUGAUGCGAGACUUGAACUAGUUGAUUUUUUUUUGAAGGCAACUUAACCUCGACUAUUUGUUGUUAUGUGCAAUACUGUUUGUACUGUUUGUAUAAAAAAAGAAAAAAGAAAAGAAAAAAGGCAUAAAUCUUUAUUGCAGAUUUAUUUUCAUUGUGAUUCACUAAGAUCAUUUUUCUACUGUCAAAUACGUACCUUUUCUUCAUGCUGGUAUUUUUUCAAUAGUAAUGUAGCCUUUGUACUGAGACAAAUUUUCAUUGUUAUUUUUAGAAAGAUUUUUUGCUAAGAGAAAUUUAAACAUUGACAUAUUUUUCAUUUUUAUUUCAGAUUUUCUUUAAGGAGUGCUUUCUCAACCAUUAAUAUAGUUGUUUCUGGGAGAGAUUUUCAUAUCUGGUCAAUGUCAUUAAUAUUAUUUUGUAUUUUUACUUGGAAUAAAUUAAUUUUAUGAUGCUAAUUCUUUAAAAGUUUAUUUUUUUCAUUUUCAGUUAUUUUUGAAGCUAAAAAACCUUUGUAAUAUUGUUACUAAAGUGUCUAGUUUUUUGAAAUGCAAAGCUUUAUGUAUUAACUCGCUGAUGUGGUUUACAAUGGUGUGAAAAUGGUUUCGAUAUGUAAAAUGAUUGAAAAAACUGUAAUGAAUAAUUGGGCAAUAAAAUUACAGAAUGAAGCAGGAAAAUGAUGUGAUAUUUUUGAAAAGCCUUUUUCCUUUAUCAAAAUGAUUUAGGAAGAUAAUAGGGAUGUCACAGUACCAAUUUGCUCUCUAGAUUUCUACAACACCAAUGCUGAUAAACACUAUUGCUGUUGUAAUGAACUCCAGUCUAUAGAAAUAACAGGUUAUCAACCUUGUAUGUUCAGCAUAAGAUACCCUCUCCCCUUUAACAUAGGCGCACUCAGCAUUGCUGCAUAGUGGGGGUGCAAGGGCCAGAAGAUUACAUGGAGGCUACACAGCAUUAAUAUUUGGUAAACUCCCCCACUCCUCUGCCCCCCCCAUACUCUUUACAGUCUCUUUUGGCCUGAUCUCUUAAAAGAUCUCUCCCAAGUUGCUUCAGUGUGAUCUGCCAUGAUAUUAUUUUACUAAACUCGCUCCUCAUGCUGCAUUUCCAUACACUUCUUUAAGUGGUGACCACCAGAACCAAAUGGAGGAUGUUGUAUAAUAUCUGCAUAAUGUUACAGUGCAAUUAUCAUACAGUGUAAUUUAAUGCAUAGCUAGUGCUAAAUAAUGCAUGUGUAGCAACCCUGAUUACUAUACCUGAGCACUUUUUUCAAGAUGCUUGUAUAUUUCUCCCUUCCUUUGUGUUAGCCCUUUUUCAUCACAGGUGCAACAUCUGUUGCUGCUAUCAUAACACUGCUUCACUUUAUGUCGCUCACGUCCACCUUUGCCUGUAUGAACCCCCUGCCCUUUUGCUGCUAUCCUGGCAGAACUCAUGUGCCGAAGCUAGAGAUACUAUUAACCCUUAUGAUCCUGCAAGCCAAACUGGUGUGUUAUAAACAUCACAUACAAUGGCCUUCCCUAGAUGCAUCAGCUUGUCAGUUUGGAUCUGUUAAGCUGACUGCUCUUGAAGGGAGGCAAUUACUGAUCUCUUGUGGAAAUGUCUAGAGUUGGUGCAUUGUGUCCUCUUAUUAAGUAAUGUAUAGGAGAAAUCAAAUAGUAAAAUUUAGACUCUAAUUAGGUACUACUGGUUGGGAUGUACACACAUUGUGAACAUAUAAUAGAAGUCACCAAGAGAUUUCUGGAAUUCUUGCAAAGUGGUACAAAGUGUGUGCUUAGAUUUCUGCCUACGCACUUGCCUUUUAGGAAGGCAGGAGCUAAGAUAAAAUUGUAUUACAAAUAUGCAGUUAGCAAAUUAACUUUGCUGAUUUCACUAUCUUUGUUAGACUAGAACAAAAAAAGAAUAGUGCUUUACAGGGGAAAUCCCUCAUGUUGAUAUUUCAGUAUUGUGACAUCUCUACUUGCAAAGCAUGAGUGAAAGAUUAGUCACAGAUUUGUUUUUGGGUUUUUUUUAACCUUUUGUUAUACCUGGCUUGUAUGUAGUUGCUUUUUACACCAGUUUGUACAAUGUCAGCUUAAACUUUUUUUUAACCAGAAAACUUUUCUUCUUGUUCUUCACUGCUCUUUUCCUGUCUUACCACAGAGUAUUUUAUAUUCAUGCUAGGAGAUUUGCUCUAUACCUGAAAUGGGUAGCAGAUCAGAGCUAUGUUAUGUCACUCUGCACAUUUUAAAUUUACCUAAUAACGUUUAGCAACAGAUAGAUAUCCAGGGUGCUAAUACGGGAUAAUCAUUUCUGCUAUCUUUUUUUUUUCUGGAUGUAAUUCUGUUCAGGUAUAAAGUAUUAGGUAUUUGUAAUUUUGCUGUCAAAAUAAUGGACAUAACUUUUAGCGUGUUCACAGCUAAGCUCUCUGUACUUGUUUUUUCAACUAACUAAUUUUAAAUGUACCAUAUCUUUUACUACAUGUUCUCUUAGACUGGUUUUGCUAGUAACCCUAAAAGGCUUUUACCUUUUUUCCUUUUGGCUUGGACUAAUGCUUUGUAUGGAACUGCAGUACUGUGACUAAACAUGGAGCUCAAUGCUGCUAUUGCUUACAACUGCUUCAACUUUGUAGUUUGGACUUAUUUUUUUUCUGUAAUAACUUAUUAAAUCUAGUUGUAUGAAUGAA
Messenger RNA from Hemicordylus capensis (graceful crag lizard), 8137 nucleotides. RefSeq names its product cytoplasmic polyadenylation element binding protein 3 (gene CPEB3). Lineage: Eukaryota; Metazoa; Chordata; Lepidosauria; Squamata; Cordylidae. Gene Ontology annotation, molecular function: translation factor activity, RNA binding; ribosome binding; mRNA 3'-UTR binding. The record is from RefSeq and is a predicted model, not a curated record. The transcript has 12 exons. Gene Ontology annotation, biological process: negative regulation of cytoplasmic translation. The coding region runs from base 572 to 2608 and encodes 678 amino acids. Gene Ontology annotation, cellular component: nucleus; synapse; neuron projection.